Molecule: messenger RNA, 1766 nt
Organism: Condylura cristata (star-nosed mole)
Lineage: Eukaryota; Metazoa; Chordata; Mammalia; Eulipotyphla; Talpidae
Gene: UST
Product: uronyl-2-sulfotransferase
Exons: 8
Coding region: 1-1059 (352 amino acids)
Cellular component (GO): membrane
Molecular function (GO): sulfotransferase activity
Source: RefSeq, a predicted model, not a curated record
AUGCCUUCAACAGUGCCCCCUUCAUUAGCCGGGGCUUAUCGGAGGCCGCCCGGGGCUCCGGGGGCAGAGGCAGCCCUCGGACGGUGCAAUUCCACUUACUUGGAUGACCAUGGGCCACCUCCUAGUAAGGUGCUGCCUUUCCCGAGCCAGGUGGUGUACAACAGAGUAGGCAAGUGUGGGAGCCGCACUGUGGUCUUGCUUCUGAGAAUCUUGUCGGAGAAGCACGGAUUCAACUUAGUCACAUCAGACAUUCACAACAAAACCAGGCUUACUAAAAACGAACAAAUGGAACUGAUUAAAAAUAUAAGUACUGCCGAACAGCCCUAUUUAUUCACUCGACACGUUCAUUUCCUCAACUUCUCAAGGUUUGGAGGAGACCAGCCCGUCUACAUCAACAUCAUCAGAGACCCCGUCAGCCGGUUUUUAUCCAACUAUUUUUUCCGACGCUUUGGAGACUGGAGAGGGGAACAGAAUCACAUGAUCCGCACCCCCAGCAUGAGGCAGGAGGAACGCUACCUGGAUAUCAACGAGUGUAUUCUUGAAAACUAUCCUGAGUGCUCCAACCCCAGAUUAUUUUACAUCAUUCCAUAUUUUUGUGGACAGCAUCCCAGAUGCAGGGAACCUGCUGAGUGGGCGCUUGAAAGGGCAAAAUUGAACGUAAAUGAAAACUUCCUGCUUGUGGGGAUUCUUGAAGAGCUGGAAGAUGUGCUGCUUUUACUGGAAAGAUUUUUACCUCAUUACUUCAAGGGUGUGCUCAGUAUCUACAAAGACCCAGAGCAUCGGAAACUUGGCAAUAUGACUGUGACCGUGAAGAAGACCGUCCCAUCUCCUGAGGCCGUGCAGAUUCUCUACCAGCGCAUGAGAUAUGAGUACGAGUUCUACCACUAUGUCAAAGAGCAGUUCCAUCUGCUCAAGCGCAAGUUCGGACUGAAGUCGCACUCCAGCAAGCCCUCUCUGAGGCCCCAGUUCUUUAUCCCCACUCCACUGGAAACCGAGGAGCCGAUUGAUGAUGAGGAACAAGAUGAUGAGAAGUGGCUGGAAGAUAUUUAUAAGAGGUGAUGCCUGCACUGUGCUGCCUCUGUUGGCUUUAUCUCCCUUUUCCAGAAAGUCUUUUGUUUGGGGAAGAAAUUCCCAAAGGGACUACAUGAGUGCUCCAUUGCAUUAAAAAGAACAAAGAAAGCCCACAGGUUGGGGGUCUUUGGGAGAUGCCUGGUUUUGCGGGUUUUAUUUGUUUUUCCUGGCUCCUUGGUCCUCCCCAGGUAGGAGAUGGUCCCGUUACAAGGCAUCUGCUAAUAAAAUAGCGCCACCCACCCCAUCCCACCCCCAUGGGAUGAGAGAAGGGGGAAGAGAUGCAGUCCAGUAACUUAUCAGGUGUAAUACUGUAAAAGUAUUACCUCAGUGGUAGACAACACCCAGACUUGUAUAUUUCAGUAGGAAUACAAAACCACUUCAGAAACCAAGGAAUCUACUCUCGAAGGAUCUAAGAGAAGGUAAGACAGAUCAGGACUUCCAAAGGGGCACACCUCUGGCUCUGCUCCAUCUCAGGGGACAUUUACACCUUGGACAGUGUACUUAUUAUCUCUGAGAGAGACAGUCCCACCCGUCCAGAGCCGUGAGUACCUUUCAAGGUCAAAGUGCAUGACAAACUCCAAUGAGACAUUCCAUUUCCAACCACCAUUCCAACAAGGAUCAAAGUGACCUACGGGAAAAAAGUCUGUUGUGUGAGGAAGAGUUCAGGCCAGACAAGGUUGCCAGGAGUCAAGUGU